Molecule: messenger RNA, 1604 nt
Organism: Cucumis melo (muskmelon)
Lineage: Eukaryota; Viridiplantae; Streptophyta; Magnoliopsida; Cucurbitales; Cucurbitaceae
Product: probable sodium/metabolite cotransporter BASS6, chloroplastic
Exons: 8
Coding region: 166-1437 (423 amino acids)
Cellular component (GO): membrane
Source: RefSeq, a predicted model, not a curated record
CUAUUUAAAACAACAGCUUCAAUAAAGUAAAAGACACAAAACGGUUCAUUACGUUCCAAAUUAGUCAACUCUUUACUCUCUCAUAUUCCUAAACAUUUCUAACCCAAUUUAUCUCUCUCUCUCUCUCUCUCUCUCUCUCUCCAUUUGUAAAAAAAAAUUAGAAAAAUGAAUUUGAGUUCAAGCAUUUUGGGGAAGAAUUUGUUACAAAUUCAUCGUCUUCAUCGCUCUCAAUUGGAAUUUCCUACGUGUAUUUCUUCUCGUAAUCAGUCAAUUUCACAUCCGUUGCAUCGUUUUCCGCCGCAGAUUAAUGGAGUUUCUGUUCGUUGUUCCAAUUCUUUCCAUUGGAGUUCCAGAUUCUCCAUAUCCACUAGAUGUGUACCGGACAGUUCUUCUGAAUCUCUGCGGCUGGAUUGUGAUUCUUCGAGCAGUUCGCCAGAGAUACUUAACCAGAAGAAAACUACAUUUGUCGAUGUAUUGAAGCAGUCAAAUUCUCUUCUGCCUCAUGUUGUCCUUGCUAGCACAUUGCUUGCCCUUAUUUUCCCACCGUCUUUUGCAUGGUUUACAAGCAGGUACUAUGCACCUGCAUUAGGGUUUUUGAUGUUUGCAGUUGGGGUUAAUUCCAGUGAGAAAGAUUUCUUUGAAGCAUUCAAGCAACCAGCAGCUAUCUUUGCUGGUUAUGUGGGCCAAUUUUUUGUGAAGCCAGUUCUUGGUUAUCUAUUUGGUACAAUUGCAGUGACCCUUUUUGGUCUUCCUACAGCAAUAGGUGCGGGGAUUAUGCUGGUCUCUUGUGUUAGUGGCGCACAACUCUCAAGUUAUGCAACGUUUUUAACUGAUCCAGCCCUUGCCCCCUUAAGUGUAGUUAUGACAUCAUUAUCCACUGCUACUGCUGUUUUCGUCACACCGUUUUUAUCCUUAUUGCUCAUUGGAAAGAGACUUCCAGUUGAUGUUAAAGGGAUGAUAUCCAGCAUUACACAGAUUGUAGUUGCACCAAUUGCUGCAGGCUUGCUUCUCAACCGGUUCUUUCCUAGGAUUUGUGAAGCAAUUCGACCUUUCUUGCCUCCACUUUCGGUAUUGGUUACAGCUUGUUGUGUUGGAGCUCCACUUGCAAUUAACAUCCACGCUGUCAUAUCCCCUUUUGGAUUUUCCAUAUUGCUGCUCAUUGUUGCUUUUCAUUUAUCUGCGUUUAUAGCCGGGUACGCCUUGACUGGUCUUGCAUUUCAUCGGUCACUCGAUGUGAAAGCACUGCAGAGAACACUAUCCUAUGAGACAGGAAUGCAAAGCAGCCUCCUUGCCCUCGCUCUUGCCAACAGGUUUUUCCAGGAUCCCCUCGUUAGUGUGCCCCCAGCAAUCUCAACUGUGAUGAUGUCUUUGAUGGGAUUUUCUCUGGUUAUGAUAUGGAACAAGGGGAAAGAAAAAAAUAUGAUGAAAGAGAGUUAGAGAAAGUUGUAUUUAUUAUACAUGUGUUGUAGAGGCAGUUGAAGAGCUCUUCUCUAGCACUGCAUCAAACACUCGGACUUGAGGUUACAUACAAAACCUUUGCUAAAUUCAAAUGAGAGUGAGGAUUCAAACUUUACAAUUUUUAAAGAUUUUAUUUGAUAGUUUAA